AUGGAUUUGGAUAACGAAGUUUUGAUAGCCUUAGUGUUUGAUAAACAAUGUUUAUGGGACAAAACUCAUAAGUUCCACAGCAACAGAAAUGUUACAGAUAAGUGUUGGAAAGAGAUCAGUUUGGAAAUGAAACAGGAUGAAAGUAAAAUAAGAAAAAGAUGGAGAUAUCUAAGGGAUCAAUUUGCGGUAGAGUUAGGAAAAAUUUCACCUUCUCGCUCUGGAGAUGAGGCAACUACAGUAUAUCCCAAAUGGCCAUAUUUUAAACCCUUACUUUUUCUCAAACCUAUGGUGAAGGCGCGGCUAACCACUGGAAGUUUGACGCGACAAAGAUCUCAUUCAAAUAGUGCUGUGAGCCUUGAUAGUGAAACAGAAUACACCCAAACUACAAAUGACCAUGAUUGUUCUCUUUCACCUGGACCAAGCAACAUGGAAGAUAAUGAUGCGAGUGACCAACCAACAGUGUCUCCUGCGAUGCCUGUUUCAAAAAUCGCUUUGAAAAGGCCGAAGAGAACAAUCAAUGACAAAUUAUUGGACAUUGAGCAUCAAAAACUUAAAUUUUUACAAGAUAAGGAAAAAUCCCGACAGAAUAGAACAACAGAUGCAGACAACGAACAUAUUUUAUUUUUUAAAAGCCUCAUACCACACAUUGAAAAAAUUCCACAGCACAUGCUACUUUCUUUUAGAAACCGCAUUCAAAGCGUCGUCGACGAGUUCGCGUACCAAUCUUUGCAAUAUGGUAACCCUAGUUCGAUGUCAAACUACUCUCAUUUAAGUAAUGUUUCCCGUAAUAGUACUCCAGAGACCUGCAACGAAAUAACUCUUCCACAAACUUCGAGUGACAAUAUUGCUGUUAUAAGCAACCAAUUAGCCACAGAAGAAUAUGAAGAAUCCACCUGCAACCGACUAGCUGCAGACGAAUGCAAUCAAUCUAAUAGCCACCGAGUAUCUACAGAAGAAAAUAAUGAAUCUACUCAGAAUGAACAAUCUCUUGCCGAAUUUUAUAGCAGAUACCAAUUAUUGUGAAAUCUUCAAUUUGAUUUUGGCCCAUGGGGUGCCAAAACCAAGGUCUAUAGCUAUAACUUAAACACAGCAUUUUUAAUAAGUUUGUUUGCUUUAAAUUACCCAUUUGGAGUUUUACUUUAAUUAUAAUUAAGUACUUAUUAUUAAUUUAAUUUGAAGUUGACAUGUAAGUCAUGUAACGUACUGUAUGUUUUGCCUCUCGCUGAUUUUGGCUAAUAAAUAACAUUCACUUAAUUGAAAUUGUA
Molecule: messenger RNA, 1265 nt
Organism: Pieris napi
Lineage: Eukaryota; Metazoa; Arthropoda; Insecta; Lepidoptera; Pieridae
Exons: 2
Coding region: 1-1023 (340 amino acids)
Biological process (GO): regulation of transcription by RNA polymerase II
Cellular component (GO): transcription regulator complex; nucleus
Molecular function (GO): DNA binding
Source: RefSeq, a predicted model, not a curated record